Messenger RNA from Eupeodes corollae, 3029 nucleotides. RefSeq names its product vesicular glutamate transporter 1 (gene VGlut). Gene Ontology annotation, biological process: neurotransmitter loading into synaptic vesicle; transmembrane transport; monoatomic anion transport. Gene Ontology annotation, molecular function: L-glutamate transmembrane transporter activity; neurotransmitter transmembrane transporter activity. Lineage: Eukaryota; Metazoa; Arthropoda; Insecta; Diptera; Syrphidae. Gene Ontology annotation, cellular component: synaptic vesicle membrane; excitatory synapse. The coding region runs from base 703 to 2490 and encodes 595 amino acids. The transcript is spliced from 9 exons. The record is from RefSeq and is a predicted model, not a curated record.
CAAAAAAAUGACAUUCCGUAAAAAUGACUGUUUGUGAAAAUGAAAAGUGAAAAAUGGAUAAAAAAUUGAUUUGAAUAAAAAUUUAAAACAAAAAAGUAUGAAUAAUUGGAUAACACUGUUGUGAAACAUCGCAUCACAUCCCUUAACAUUUUUGGAAUAACAAUUAUUGGAUUAUAACUUAUCAUGAAAACUCACAUCAUUAACCCCUCGCAUCAGAAACAAAUCCCCAAAUAAAAAUGGAUUUCAGUAAAACAAUAAUCAUCAUAAAAAACUGUAAAUCCUUAUAAAUUGCUGAAAGGUGGUGCUAUACCUAUAUAAUAGAGCAUUUAAUCGGUAAAAGGUGUUUAUCAACCCAACAACACGACAAGACAAGUAUACCCACACCGUAUAGCAUCAAGCUAAAGCCUGCAGAGCUGUCAUAUUUAUACAAAACGAGAUUGUAAAGGACCCCAUGCCGCCAUCAGAAGCCUGUGCAUUAUCCCCUCUUAAAACGUUAUCAUCGAAAAGCACUGCAAACAAAAUUGUACACCAGUAAUCAGCUUCAGUGGAAACCAACUCCCAUCACUCCACAAACAAAAUAACACCGCAUCUCAGAAGCUUGCGGAGGGCCAGAGCAGAAACUCAUCCUCCAUCAAGUCCAGUAUCACUUUCAUCGUAAUUUGUAACUUCCCUAGAUAGACACGCCAACUUAUCGGCAACAAAAUGAAGGGAUUACAAACAUUCAAAGAGAAGGCAUCCGGAGUUUUCGGAGGGAUGAAACCCCAGUUUGAAAACUUCGAGAUUUCCAAACAUGGCUACGAACAAAUGGACGGAGGUGAGGGCGGAGGAGGAGGGGACGGUCUACCAGGAAAAUCCUUCGACGGCGGUGAUUAUCCUGAAUCACCGGCUUCCUUUGAAGAAAUCGAACGACCGCCAUUACGAAAAGUCGACAAAUAUUGCAGAGCAGAAUGUCCAUGUCUACCAGCACGUUAUACCAUAGCAAUGAUGGCAUGCUUUGGAUUUAUGAUAUCCUUUGGCAUGCGUUGUAAUAUGUCAGCAGCGAAAUUGAAACUAGAACACAACGGGACUGCCUUUCUUAACUGGACAGUGGCUAUUGAGAGUCAUGUCGAUUCAUCAUUUUUCUGGGGCUAUUUGGUGACACAGAUUCCUGGUGGCUUCAUUGCCUCAAAAUUUCCGGCAAAUAAAAUAUUUGGACUGGCCAUAGCCAGUUCGGCAUCUUUACAUUUAUUUGUACCGUUUGCGAUGACAUUGAUGCGUGGAAAAGUUGUAAUAUGUGUUCGAGUAUUGCAAGGACUUUUUGAGGGUGUAACAUAUCCUGCCUGCCAUGGAAUCUGGAGAUUUUGGGCACCGCCAAUGGAGCGUUCACGCUUAGCAACUCUAGCGUUCAGUGGUUCGUAUGCUGGAGUCGUGUUUGGUCUACCGCUGUCAGGCAUAUUGGCGGAUGUUGUGGGCUAUCAGGCGCCAUUCUAUGCGUAUGGUAUAUUCGGGAUAACAUGGUACGUUUUUUGGCUCUGGCUGUGUUUCGAGAAUCCUCGGAAGCAUCCGGCGAUAAGUAUACCAGAAUUGAAGUACAUUGAAAAGUCUCUCGGCGAGAGUUCUGUCCAGCCUUCGAUGCCUUCGUUAAAAACAACACCUUGGCAUGACAUAAUGCGUUCGAUGCCAGUUUAUGCAAUUAUAGUUGCCAACUUCUGUCGAUCGUGGAAUUUCUAUUUGCUGGUUUUGUAUCAGAGUUCAUUUUUAAAACAUAAAUUUGACUUUAAGAUCGAAGAAGCUGGUCUAGUGGGUUCAUUGCCACAUUUGAUUAUGACAACAAUUGUACCUUUUGGCGGAAUGUUGGCUGAUUAUUUACGGAAAAAUGGAAUAAUGUCAACGACGAAUGUGAGGAAAUUAUUUAAUUGCGGUGGAUUUGGAAUGGAAGGAUUGUUCUUCUUGUUCGUGGCACAUUCUGACAGCGCGACUGGUGCAAUGUUUGCGUUAACUUGUGGUGUAGCCUUCAGUGGAUUUGCUAUUUCAGGAUACAAUGUUAACCAUUUGGAUAUUGCUCCAAGAUAUGCAAGUAUUCUGAUGGGUCUUUCCAACGGUAUUGGAACGUUAGCUGGUGUCAUUGUCCCUUAUGCAAUUGAAGGAUUAAUCAAACAAGACCCCCGGGGAUGUUGGACAACUGUUUUCACAAUAGCAGCAACUGUACAUUUAAUAGGAUGUUCAUUUUAUGGAUGUUUUGCAUCUGGGGAAUUACAACCAUGGGCAGAACCGGUUGUUGAAGAACAAAAAGUCUGGACCGAACCACAAGGAGCGAUAGCUGGUGGCGGAUAUGUUCGUGAAACCUCUUUCGGUGACGAAGACAAUGAACACACACAAAUGCAACAGUCAAAUCCAAUAAAUUAUGGUGCAACAGGACAUGUGCCCAAUAAUCCAUUUGCUGUUCCAAGCACAAUAGCAGAGGAACCUGUACAACCUGAUACACCAGGUGGAUAUGACUAUACCCAAUAAGAUAAAUAAUAAUGUGAUACUACAAACUAUUAAAAGAACAAACAAAAAUAUUUCCCAUACAUUACCUCUACCAUCGAAAUAUCAAAACACGUAGUUAUAAUUUAGCUAGUUUAAAUAUUUUCAUAAUUAAUAUUUUAUUUAUUUAUUUUAUAUUAUCUAUAUCAAAAAAUGGGAUUGUUUUACAAUUUAUUUACAGUAAAAUAAGUUAAAAGUUAAAAAAAAAAUAAUUAUAUGAGUUCAAAAAUGUAACGAUAUAAAAAUAUACGGAUGUUAAAGCGAUCGAUAAAAAAAUAAUAAAGUACCUAACAAAAAACAUGUGUAAGUUAAUUAAAUGACGAAUAAAGCUAUUACUAUACAAAAAUAAAUUUUAAAUAUUUUAUUUCAAUAUAAAAAAAAUCACACAAAAACUAUAAAAAUCAAAAACAAUACUAAACAAACAAAAUUGAAUACACCUAUCUUCUAUAUGUAUGAAAACUAAUAUAAUUUAAAAAACUCGGUGAACUAAAAAGAAAAAUAUGUUAUUUUAAAAAAAACUUAUU